Messenger RNA from Aspergillus ibericus CBS 121593, 2801 nucleotides. Its product is annotated as beta-glucosidase. Lineage: Eukaryota; Fungi; Ascomycota; Eurotiomycetes; Eurotiales; Aspergillaceae. The record is from RefSeq and is a predicted model, not a curated record. Gene Ontology annotation, biological process: glucan catabolic process. The coding region runs from base 113 to 2533 and encodes 806 amino acids. Gene Ontology annotation, molecular function: beta-glucosidase activity. The transcript is spliced from 3 exons.
UAUGCCACACUUUGCCGAGAGUUUUCAGUCUUGGCCGGAUAUACGGGAGAAAUGGAGUCAUAGUGGGCGUUGAAGAGGAUGGUUGAGAGUUGGGCUGCGAUUUCGUGGAAAGAUGAAGUUGUCUCUUGUCCUUUCGGCUGCAGCGCUGCAGUUGGCAGAUGCCGCUGUGGUGCAAAAGCGAACACUUGAUGUUGCUGAGCUGGAGCAUUACUGGUCCUACGGGCGCUCGGAGCCUGUUUAUCCCACUCCGGAGACAAAGGGCUUGGGCGACUGGGAAGAGGCAUUUGCUAAAGCCAAGUCUCUCAUAUCCCAGAUGACCGACGAGGAGAAGAACGACAUCACCUACGGAUAUACGUCUACAACAAAUGGCUGCUCGGGAAUGGCGGGUGGUGUUCCGCGUCUGGGAUAUCCCGGAAUGUGUCUCCAGGAUGCAGCAAGUGGCGUGCGAGGAACCGACAUGGUCAAUGGCUAUGCCUCGGGUCUACACAUAGGAGCUUCAUGGAACCGUGAUCUCGCUUAUGAAAACGCUCACUACAUGGGAGCGGAGUUCAAGCGCAAGGGAGCCAAUGUUGCUCUCGGUCCUGUCGUGGGACCAUUAGGCCGUAUAGCCCGAGGCGGUCGCAACUGGGAAGGAUACAGCAACGAUCCCUACCUCUCCGGUUCCCUGGUUCAGAAUACGAUCCGUGGUCUGCAAGAGUCCGUCAUUGCCUGCGUCAAACACUUCAUCGGAAAUGAGCAGGAAACAAGGCGGAACACGCCAGCUUUGCUGGAGGGAAGCUAUAACCAGUCAGUCUCCUCCAACAUCGAUGAUAAGACCAUCCAUGAGCUCUACAUGUGGCCUUUCCAAGACGCAGUCAAGGCUGGUGCGGGUGCCGUCAUGUGCAGCUAUAACCGCAUCAACAACAGCUACGGCUGUCAAAACAGCAAGACUAUGAAUGGACUGCUCAAGGGGGAGCUGGGCUUCCAAGGGUUCGUUGUAUCCGACUGGAAUGCCCAACACACUGGUAUUGCCAGCGCUGCAGCUGGUCUCGAUAUGGUCAUGCCCGACUCAACCUACUGGGAGAACGGCAACCUCUCUCUAGCUGUCCGUAAUGGAUCCUUGUCCUCCACGCGUCUCGAUGACAUGGCUACUCGCAUCGUCGCCGCCUGGUACAAGUACGCUGAGCUGGAGAACCCCGGACACGGCUUGCCCGUCAGCCUGCUCACCCCUCAUGAACCGGUUGAUGCUCGUGACCCUGCCUCCAAAGCCACCAUCCUCCAGGGGGCAGUCGAAGGCCACGUCCUCGUCAAAAACACAAACAAUGCCCUGCCUUUGAAUCAGCCCAAAUUCCUAUCCCUCUUCGGAUACGACGCCAUCGCUGCGACCCAAAAUACCAUGGACGAUCUCUCAUGGGGUCUAUGGUCCAUGGGGCUCGACAACACCCUGACCUACCCCAAUGGCACUGCCGUUGAUCCGUCCCACCUCAAGUACCUGUUCCUUUCCAGCGCAAACCCUUCUGAAACUGGUCCUGGGGUAUCUCUAAACGGUACCAUGAUCACCGGAGGAGGCUCUGGCGCCAGCACUCCCUCCUACAUCGACGCCCCCUUCGAUGCCUUCCAACGCCAAGCCUACGACGACAACACCUUCCUCGCCUGGGACUUUGCCUCCCAAAACCCGAUCGUGAACCCAGCCAGCGAAGCGUGUCUCGUCUUCAUCAACGAAGCCGCAGCAGAAGGCUGGGACCGCCCAUACGUGGCAGACCCCUACUCCGACACCCUGGUCGAGAACGUCGCCUCCCAAUGCAACAACACCAUGGUGAUCAUCCACAACGCCGGCAUCCGUCUCGUCGAUCGCUGGAUCGACCACUCCAACAUCACCGCCGUCAUCUACGCCCAUCUCCCGGGUCAAGACAGCGGUCGUGCCCUGGUGGAGGUCAUGUACGGCAAACAGUCCCCCUCCGGCCGUCUUCCCUACACCGUCGCCAAGAACGAAUCCGACUAUGGUGCCCUCCUCAACCCGGUCGUCCCCACCGGAACUCAAGACCUGUACUACCCGCAAGACAACUUCACCGAGGGCGUCUACAUCGACUACAAGGCCUUUGAGCAGAAGAACAUCACCCCCCGCUACGCAUUCGGCUAUGGCCUCACGUACUCCACCUUCUCGUACUCUGAUCUUGAAGUCUCCGUCCACACGGGCGUGGACACGAGCUAUCUGCCCCCCAACUCGACCAUCGCAGAAGGCGGUCUCCCCUCCCUUUGGGAUGUGGUGGCUACCGUUACCUGUUCGGUGUCGAAUACUGGUUCCGUGGCUGCGGCGGAGGUCGCUCAACUCUACGUUGGUAUCCCGGGUGGUCCGGCGAAGGUCCUGAGAGGAUUCGAGAAGCAGCUCAUUCAGCCGGGAGAUCACGCGGAAGUCACGUUUGAGCUCACUAGACGCGAUCUCAGUACUUGGGACGUGACGAAGCAGAGCUGGGGAUUGCAGGCCGGAGCAUAUUCGGUUUAUGUGGGGAAGAGCGUGCUUGAUAUUCAGUUGACAGGGACGUUGACGAUUUGAUGUAUGUGUUGUACGAAUAGAUGUAGAUAUUUCUGAAAUGAUUCGCUUUUUAUUGUUCGUCUAUAUAUGGCGUAUCUGGGUAUUGUUCAUUUUGUACAAGUGUCUGUGAGACAUCUGAUGUGAUGCAACUCGAGGGACAGAUCUGGACUUGUGUCGGUUGAGCCCACAUGUGCAGGUCUAUGCCUUUGCUUCGGUAGGUGCAGACAAGCGAUGGCCUCGUUGAAUCUGUCGUGAGGACGACUCGACCCGGUAGACCUUGGGCUCACCU